Rotaria socialis is the source of this 474-nucleotide messenger RNA. The record is from the annotation of a GenBank genome assembly. Lineage: Eukaryota; Metazoa; Rotifera; Eurotatoria; Philodinida; Philodinidae.
AUGGGCGGUCCUGGUGUCAUUGAUGGCGUAGAACAUCCAGAAACGGAUAAUUAUCUUCCAUGCCGAUUCGUUAUUGAUGGAGUAACAUAUUCAUCUUCUGAGAAUUAUUUUCAAUGCGCGAAAACGACCAACGAACAAGAUCGGGAAAAGAUUUUGAAUUCAGGACCAGGUGAUUCAUGCCAAUUAGCUGGACAAACGGUUAAACGACGAUCAGAUUGGAAAUCGAUUAAAUUGGAUGAAAUGUAUAAAGGAAAUUUGGCAAAAUUUCAACAAAAUGAAGAUUUAAGAAAAGCUUUAUUAGAAUCUGGCACAGGACCUAUUCAUUUUACAGAAUCAGAACCUUUUUGGAAUCAUUGGAAUGAUAUGAUCAUGCAAAGAAUUCGAGCCGAACUACGUCAAAAUGGCGACGAAGACGCUCAUCGUGCAGCAGAAAUUUAUGAAGCAAUGAAAAAAUAUGCUCACGAGAAUAAAUAA